AUGUUUCGGAAGAUCUUCGCCAGAAACGGAUUUCCGGAGACAUUACUGACAGACAACGGUACGCAGUUUACCAGUGAACAAUUCGAAGUUUUCUGCAACAACCGUGGCAUCCUGCAUCUGAAGACGCCACCAUUCCAUCCACAGUCGAACGAACUCGCCGAGAGAUUCGUCGACACAUUCAAGCAAGGACUUCGGAAAAUCACGGCGGGGGGAGAGGCCCUCGACGAAGCAAUCGAUACUUUUCUACUGUGUUACCGUUCCACUCCAUGUCGUAGCGCACCUGAAGGGAAGUCGCCUGCGGAACUACUGCUGGACAGGAAACUACGAACGGGAAUGGAUCUACCGAAAUCGCCAACUUCGUACCACAAGCAAGCUGAAUCCAAGCAGGAAGAUCAAUUCAACCGGAAACAUGGCUCGAAAGCACGAAACUACGAUGCCAAAGAUCUGGUUUGGAAUAAGGUUCACCGAAACAAUACCUGGUCAUGGGAACCCGAUCAAAUUCUAGAACGGAUUGGACGAGUUAUCUACAAUGUGUGGCUACCUGGUAAGCGGGAUCUUGUGAGGUCUCAUGCGAAUCAACUGAAAAAGCGGUAUGAGUCAGAACAGCCGGCAACACGAGUACAACAGCAGUCUACGCAAAUUCCGCUAACCGUACGUCUGGAAUCCUGUGGUCUACGUGAAUCUACAACAACCGAACCAGCAGAACCAGAGUCAGCCGAACCAUCGCAGUUAAGGCCGCCAUACACUCAACGGUUCCUCACCAAGCACCUGUGCAAACUCAAAGAGCUACUACUCAGCAGCAACAGAGCCAGCUUCGCCAGUCUUCGAGAGCAAGAAGACUACCCGUGA
Molecule: messenger RNA, 849 nt
Organism: Sabethes cyaneus
Lineage: Eukaryota; Metazoa; Arthropoda; Insecta; Diptera; Culicidae
Exons: 2
Coding region: 1-849 (282 amino acids)
Biological process (GO): DNA integration
Molecular function (GO): nucleic acid binding
Source: RefSeq, a predicted model, not a curated record